Molecule: messenger RNA, 3053 nt
Organism: Camponotus floridanus (Florida carpenter ant)
Lineage: Eukaryota; Metazoa; Arthropoda; Insecta; Hymenoptera; Formicidae
Gene: Fas3
Product: fasciclin-3
Exons: 11
Coding region: 784-2424 (546 amino acids)
Biological process (GO): cell-cell adhesion
Cellular component (GO): cell-cell junction
Molecular function (GO): cell adhesion molecule binding
Source: RefSeq, a predicted model, not a curated record
AUAAAGUGCGUUCAAAGGCAAAGCAUCUCUGACCUUCGAGUACUUCGGCAUAUCAGAAGCAUCCGUUGAAUUUCUUUAGAUGAAUAUUCGCGUGGUAAAAGAAUUUAUUUGCCUCUCGCCCGCCAUCUUACAUGAAGUUAUUGCGCGUCUUGAAUAUAUCGCGUUAUGUACGUACGUACGUACAUACGUGUCGAAUGAAUAGAGGCCGAUGUCGAUAGAAUAACACGUUCGCGGAGGAUACAAAUUCGUCGAUUCAAGGAUCAUGUUUGAUCGCGCGUGUGCUUGGAAAUGAAUACGGCGCGACGCGGAUGCGACGUGCGUAAGAUAGGGGAAGGUUAUGGAACGAGAAAGUAGGCACACACACACACACACACACACACACGCGUGGCGUAGAGGCGUGUGAAGGUGGGAGCGCGCGGCCGAAGGGUGGGGAGAUCGCGGCGCGCUCGGGCGAUCUCGGCUGGCCGCCGAUGUCUCACGAAGUGUUCCGAAAGUAAAGCGCGCGGCAGACGGUCUUCGCGCGUCGAGCUCUCCGGUCGUUCUCGUUCGCACCUCCCGGUCUCCUCGAGACGUACGUGUCGACGAUUCCCGAAUUUCCGGAUUAACGUUCCGGACAGAAAGGAAGGAACCCGCGCGUUUCCGCGACACCUGUUGUUCGUCCGCGUCGAUAAAUCGCGAUCUACAAUCGAGUUUUUUGUGUUGAUUUGCGUCUGUUCGCGCCUGGAAGUUUGACGCCUCAGGUUCGCGACUGGAGAAAUCAGUUUCCGAGUGUUUCUUUUUGUGAUGUGCACGAAGCCAGCUACCAGCCGCUACAAGAUGACAACCAUCUGGGCCUGUGUCCUCGCCGUGCUGUGUGCGACGUUUGCUACAGCGUCAAGACCGAAUCUGAUGAUAGACAUCGAGCCGAAAAGGGAAACGGCUGUCCGGGUCGGUGAGAGUUUGCAAAUUCUAUGCAAAGCCUCACAACCACUUCGUGUUUGCCGUGUGGAAAUACCUGGUGAGGGUAGUAUGGUGCUGAACGAGGGACAGCCGCCGGAAGACGGUAUCGAAUAUAACGGCGUGGGUCUCCAGGAAGGCCACUGCGGUGUCCGUAUCGCCAAAGUGAAGGAGAGCAACGACGGCACCUUUAAAUGCUCCCUCACGACUACCAGCGCCCGGCAAGAGGCAACCGCAUCUCUGAAAAUUAUCGUUGCGAGACCACCCAAUAACCCGGAUCUUCGCACGAGUCCCGGAUCUGUUCCCGGAAAUAUUUACAGAAAAGGAGAUAGAUUGGAAAUCAGUUGUAGCGCUCCGUCUGGACGACCAGCAGCGAAUAUCUCGUUGUUCCUCGACGAUGAGCCGAUCGGCAACGAUAGACUCAUCUACGAGACGAAUAUAAACGAGAACUCUUUGGCUAUGCAAAACGCUUCACGCAGUUUGGAUUGGACGGACAACGGCAAAACAUUACGAUGUGUGGCCAGUCACAUCGCUCUUGAUAGACCCAAGGAAACUACUAUGCAACUCGAAAUAUACUAUCCACCUCAGCCACAUUCAACAUUCGAACGUUUCGGAUACGUGAUUGGCAGACGGGGAGUUAUCAAUGUUACUGUAUAUGCGAAUCCUAAACCGCGAUUCACAUGGCGAGUGAACCAAGAGCAGUUCGAAGAAGGUCAAACUGACGACAGCACUCGAUUGCAAACUUCAACUGCUGUCGAAUUGGAGAAAGGAGUAUGGAGUGCAGUUCUGACAAUCGACAGCAUUCAGAAAUCCGACACGGAGAAGGAAUAUGCGUUGAUAGCGAACAAUAACGAGGGAUCAUAUGAAUAUCGUAUCGUUUUGUCGACAUCCUCGGAACCAGCGGGUGUUGAUUUGGACGCUGGAUCUAUCAUCGGUAUCGUUGUGGGCGUUCUGGUGCUCAUACUCAUUAUUUUCCUCGUAAUCUUUGCACGCGCGACCGGCCGCUGGUGCUUUGCAGGUCGUUCGUCCGCCAGGAAUCUCGGGGAGUCAGACUUCGCGGAUCCUGCGACGAGCAUUAGUCUUCUUCGCCUCGAGAAAUCGAAAACUGCGGCUGAUGUCGUUAGAAAAAGAAGUGACACAGAAAGUGCCGGCAGAUAUUCCCGAUCAGAAAUAGACGGAGCAUCUUCCCGAGGGCAACGGAAAUCAAGAUUUAAUCUGUCCAAGCUCUUUGGACGUAACAAGGAUAAAGUGUCGGGUACCGAUACAGAUACAAUGAAAACCGUCAUCACCGUCGGCGACGAGAAGAUUGCUGAACCGGCCGCGCAGGAAAGCAGAACGAAUCCUCCAACGAGUGAGGGUGGAAUAGUUUACGCAGAGUUGGAUCUUACACAACAAGGUACUACAUCCCGGCGACUGAAUGAGGAUAAAACGGAAUACGCUGAGAUCUUGUACACGAAACCGGAAACGGAGGAAACGGCCGAUAAAUAAUCGCGUCUCGAAAGCGAUUAAUAUACAAACGAUCGCGUGUUCUUCAUCUUUCGAGGAGUUACGAGUUUUAGAAAAAUGGCAAUUUCUUUCGUAUAAAAGCUGAUGCAAUAUUACUACGAGCAAACGAAAAACAAAAUGAACAUACAAUUGAAUCAAAUUAAAACGACAGACAAAUUGUUUCAAGGCGUUUUAUCUCGUUAUUAAUCUUUCAUCGCAUUUAUCGCGAUCAUUUUUGUAUACGAAAAUGGGCAUGAUCACGUUCCUCAUUCAAAGCCCCGUGGCCGUACGUGUGAUAAUUUGUUGUAUGGUAGAUAAUGUUAUGUUAUGAUCGCGUGAUGUUCCGAUCUCUGUCCUUCGACGUACGUGUUACAUAGCUGGUGAUUAUUGAAUUUGGGAGCAAGGAGACACAGCUUUUUGGCGUUAAAAAUAUACGUUGCGGCGCACAAAUCAUUUUAUAAAUUUAUAACGUGUCUCAAAAUAUAAUGUAUACAAGCAACUAGUUAUCUCUUAAUUUACAUUCAACGAGAAUUCUUUCUUUAAUGAGAAUUUUGGAAUUUGGGAAGAUAUGAUCUUAACCAUCAUGUUGUCAAACAAGUUUUUUCUUAUUCAGCAAAAUAUUCUACUUAAAA